AUGGGGCAACAAUCGCUGAUCUACGCCUUCGUGGCGCGAGGCACGGUGGUGAUAGCCGACUACACCGAAUUCACCGGCAACUUCACCGCCAUAGCUUCGCAAUGCCUCCAGAAACUUCCUGCUACCAACAACAAGUUCACUUACAACUGCGAUGGCCACACCUUCAACUAUCUCGUUGAUAACGGCUAUACCUACUGCGUCGUUGCUGUCGAGUCUGCUGGCCGACAGGUCCCAAUUGCCUUUCUUGAGAGAAUUAAGGAGGAUUUUACCAAGAGAUAUGGUGAAGGAAAAGCUGCAACUGCUUCUGCAAACAGCCUGAGCAAGGAGUUUGGGCCAAAAUUAAAGGAGCAUAUGAAGUAUUGCAUCGAUCAUCCGGAGGAGAUUAGUAAGAUUGCCAAAGUAAAAGCUCAAGUUUCAGAAGUAAAAGGAGUAAUGAUGGAAAACAUUGAAAAGGUUCUGGACCGUGGAGAGAAAAUUGAGAUUCUGGUAGAUAAAACGGAAAACCUUCGCUCUCAGGCACAGGAUUUCAGGCAGCAAGGAAAUCGGAUGAGGAGGAAGAUGUGGUUGCAGAACAUGAAGGUAAAGCUGAUCGUACUCGGAAUUCUGAUCGCCUUGAUUCUCAUCAUCGUGUUGUCCAUCUGUGGUGGCUUCAAAUGCUAAAGAAGUAAGGAUUCAAUUCCCACUUCAUGGAUCAGUAUUGAUGCUCGUCUAGUCACAUGUUUAUUGGUUAAACUUGUUUUUUCUUUUCUGUUGUAUAGAUCAGAAGACUCUGGCUGUAUCAUAUUACAAAUUGGAUUCGUUUAAUUGCAAUAAGUACGUUGAUGUGUGGAAAAGUAAUUGCCCAUCUUUUGAAACCC
Hibiscus syriacus is the source of this 857-nucleotide messenger RNA. Its product is annotated as vesicle-associated membrane protein 722-like. The record is from RefSeq and is a predicted model, not a curated record. Gene Ontology annotation, cellular component: membrane. The transcript has 5 exons. Gene Ontology annotation, biological process: vesicle-mediated transport. Bases 1 to 660 code for a protein of 219 amino acids. Lineage: Eukaryota; Viridiplantae; Streptophyta; Magnoliopsida; Malvales; Malvaceae.